AUGUCUAUGGAACAGAAUGGAAACCAAAAUAUGGCAAGCCAGUUCUGCCGCAAUGGCUGUGGCUUUUACGCAGCCCAAGCUUUUGAUGGCCUGUGCUCCAAAUGCUACAAAGAUUUGAAGCAGCUAAAGCAGAAUGAUUCACCGGUGUCUGCCAUUCAGUCUGCCAGUGGUACACCACCCAUGGGGCUAUCUUCCAUUUGUCUUGCAGCUUCUGACAGUGAUGUCACUGUUGAUGCUGUAUCUGCAGUUCUGAGCAAAGCUUCACUGUGUGAAAUGAAUGUGAAUGCCUCCAGCAACUCCAACAAUGACAAGGUCACUGACAAACUCCCAGUUGCUGGCUGCUCCAUGCUGGAGACUGCCAGUCCUACUGUCACGUCCAUGAAGGCUGCGUCCAGCGACGAUGUUGGGGGCAGUGGAGGAUCCACAGGAGGUGACAGUGAGAGCGAGGGUGAGAAAGGCAAGAAACCCAAGAAGAAUCGCUGUAUGGAGUGCCGGAAAAAAGUUGGGCUGACAGGUUUUGUUUGCCAUUGUGGUAAACUGUUGUGCAGCUUGCAUCGUUACUCCGACACCCACGAGUGUAGCUUCGACUUCAAGGAGAAGGCUCAGCAGGAGAUUCGCAAGAACAAUCCUGUUGUGAAAGGAGAGAAGAUACAGCGGAUAUGA
Molecule: messenger RNA, 663 nt
Organism: Candidula unifasciata
Lineage: Eukaryota; Metazoa; Mollusca; Gastropoda; Stylommatophora; Geomitridae
Source: the annotation of a GenBank genome assembly